Molecule: messenger RNA, 5115 nt
Organism: Marchantia polymorpha subsp. ruderalis
Lineage: Eukaryota; Viridiplantae; Streptophyta; Marchantiopsida; Marchantiales; Marchantiaceae
Source: the annotation of a GenBank genome assembly
GUCCGGUCGGGCUCCGGUAAAAUGUACGCUACCGGAGAUAGAAGGCAAGGCAAGGGAAGGCAAGCGAAAGGAAAGUGAAGGAAAGGAUCGUUAUCUCGACGUGCAGUGAGUUCUAGUUCUUGAGGGUUUUAGAAAUCGCAUGAUCUGAGGAGUAUCACCGGCAGGUACGAGGAGCACGAGAGAGGGAGAGAGGAGAGGAAGAAUUGGAAGGAGGAGGGACGAUCUUUGGGGAGAGAUUGUGGAGGCGAGGGUGCUGAGGUUUCGGGAGGGGGCGAUGGCGAAGAAGAGGAGGACGGGGGGAAGGAUUCGAGAAUGGUGGCAUGCAGUCGGCGAGCUGGUGGGUGGUGAGAGGACGAUUAGGCUGUGACGAGAAAGGAAGUGGGGAGAGACGAGAGGAAAAUCGGAUGGAGAGGAGGAGAAGGAGGAGUCCGGCGAUGGUGGAAACAGGGCACGGGUGAGAGUGAUGAUGAUGGUGAUAGGUGUAGAUAGCGAGAGAUGGAUGACAAGAGAAUUGGAAUUCUCUUGGGACGCUUGGUGGUCGGAAGAGUGCAAAUGGAGAAGGAUUGAUUGAUACUGGUCGGUGGUGGUUGUCCGACAGGGCAGGGCAGGCGUCUCAGAGGCGGAGAAAGUCUCGAUUCAGGAGCAAUAGCUGGUUUGAAUGGCAAUGGUAGGCAGGAUGGCCGGGGACAGGGAGCGGGCUUAUGCCCUGCUGAAUGACGCCAAAAUGCAGAACGAUUCGACUGCGAAGACAGAAAAUCUGAAGCAAUUGCUGGAGAUUCUGUUGAAUAGAGAGCCCUCGUUGAUACCGGAAUUUGUGCCCAAUCUGAUGGAUUUUCAAACCGAUCCUAGCAGCCCGGUGCUGAAGUAUUUAGCAGAGAUAAUAGAAGAAAUAGGUUUAAAGUCGUCGGAUCAGCUGCCAUUUAUGGUGCCAGUAUUAGUGGCUUUAUUACGGGAUAAUACCCCAGCAGUUGCACGACGAGCUAUAUCAAGCGGAACCAAUCUGUUUCGUAAUACACUUGAACAGGUUGCUCUUCAGGGGAUAUAUACUGGACAAGUCGAUGUUCGACUACAAGAAGCCUGGGCCUGGAUGAUAAGGUUCAAAGAUGCUGUGUAUCCUGCAGCCUAUCAUCACGGCAACGAUGGAGUACGGCUUCAGGCUAUAAAAUUUGUGGAAACCACAGUAUUACUUUUUACUCCCGAUUCAAAUGGUUCGGCUCGACCGCCCGCACAACAGCAGUACGUAGAUGGAACUGCUAAAGGAUUCAAUAUCGCCUGGAUAGCAGGGGGUCAUCCCGUGCUGGACCCGGGGGCUAUGGGUCAAGAGGCUAGCAAGAAUGUUGGCUCGCUGCUCAAUCAACUAAGACCGUUUGAAAGCUCUGCACUUCCGGGUCCUGUUGCGAUUGUGUUAGUUAACAGCCUGGCGGCGGUUGCCAAGCGAAGGCCAUCACUUUAUGGGCGUGUUCUUCCAGUGUUACUUGGUCUUGCUCCAAGUUGCGAGAACAUUAAGGGAGGACAAGUUGCAAGUGUCGUACAUGCAUUGAAGAACGCGUUCAUUUCACUCUUGAAAUGUCAGCACUCCGGAGCAGGGCCGUGGCGGGAUCGUUUAGUGGGAGCAUUACGAUCAAUGAAUGCAGGUGAUGUUGCCGAUUCGACAAUGAGAUCGAUCGACAGAGCGUUGCGGAAUGCUGAUAGGGAACGGGCCUCUCGAGAUCCUCGAGCAGUAAAGGAUGAGAGAAUGCAACCUGCUGGUCAAGUUGCGGAUGUUGCCCGGAAGAGGCCUGUCAUGCAAGAGAAUGGGAAUCUGUUGGGGGAGUCGGAAAGUAGCAAUGGUAAACGUUUACGAGUGACACACCAUUCAGGAGCUGUGAUGAAUAUGCAGCGGGACAUGCCUAACAAUGCUAUGGAUACAGGGGCACCUCCGGCCACACCCGUGCCGAUGGAUACAGGCCUCACCCCCAUACAACAAAUGAUUUCGAUGAUUGGGGCUUUAGUUGCCCAAGGAGAAAGAGCCGCUGCUUCAGUAGAGUUGUUGAUAACAAAUAUUGCUGCAGACAUGUUAGCGGAUAUUGUGAUAGCCAACAUGACUCAUCUUCCCUCCACUCCACCACCCGUAGAAGAGGUAAGUGCCGGAGGGGAAAGUCGUGCUGUUGGAAAUAUAGUAUCUAUUCUUUCUCCUACUCCAGAGCUUGCAGCAUCCCCAGCAAUGUCUACAGUUUUAGCACCUCCUCCGCUACAAGCAGCUCCGACAUAUGUGGCUCCUCCAGUUAUUGUGACUCCACCCUUAGCUCCUCCCACGGUAGUGGUUCCGCCAGUGUUGGCUCCUCCAGUCCUCCCAGUUUUGAUAUCUCCUUUAGUUGUUCCUCCGGCUGCAGAAACACUCAAUCCUCAAAGUUCAGCUGAAGCUCGAAGAGAUCCUCGGAGACAAGAUCCUCGUCGACUGGACCCACGUCGUUCAUCUGCUCCAGGGGUUUCUCCUAGUGCAAAGGAUGAAGAUACCACUAUGACAGGAAGUCCAGUGGCAGAAAAUGAGCUUGUGAAUCAUUUAGUUGAUGUGAAACGAGAACCAUUGGCGCCAGUUAUGAGAGAUCCGAGGGAAGUCUCACCGGUCCUUCCCUCACCAGUGGGACUGUCUGCACCAAUUCUUGCACAGGUGAAAGCAGAGCCUGUCGAAGAGAAGCCUUCUUCUGCUGGUACUAGACCUUUGUCACCACCUGCUGCGUCAGUAAGUGUACCGCUUGCUCCUCCGCAACCGGUACCUUUGGUAGCCUCUGUGAAGACUGAGCACCCUGCAGUAGUUUUACCUCCUUUUAGCUCACCAACAUCAGGUGCUGCUCCCGCUCCUACCAUCUCUAAAGACGGGCGAGCUGGGACUUCAAUGUCGUCAUCUGGAUUAGGAGGAGGUAUGGGUUCAGCAGGUAUUCCGGUCAAUGUUCCGGUGCCCACCUUACCUGUCAUUUCACUCACAGAAGAGCAGCAGGUUGCACUUGGGAAGGCAGCUCUCGUCCGUAUUUUGGAGGGGCACAAAACAAUAUCUGCCGCUGGAGGAAAUGGCUUGAGGAUUGCCUUACUUGCUCGACUGGUGGCACAGUCAUGUGAAGAUGAACAAGCUGUCGAAGUUGUGCGUAAACAUAUACUUGCUGAUUAUCAAAAUCAUAAGGGUCACGAAUUAGCUCUACAUGUACUCUAUCAAUUGUACGCUGAACAGGCAUCAGAAGAGGGAACUUCAUCUGCUUCUUCUUCUCCAAUAUCUUUGGCAUAUGAUAAACUUCUCCUGUCUUUGGCUCAAGGGUUGAGGGACACUUUGCCUCCUGCAGACAAAGCCCUAAGCAGAUUGUUGGCUGAGGUGCCAGUGUUACCUAUGACAGCCUUGGACCUACUUCAGGGAUUAUGUAAUCCCGCUCUUCCAACUAAAGAUGGCAAGGAACCACUAGGUGGUGACCGGAUAACACAAGGUCUCAGUGCCAUUUGGAGUCUAAUUCUGCAGAGGCCACCUGCACGAGAAACUUGCCUUAAAUUGGCUUUGCAGUGUGCUGUCCACGAAGUCGAUGACAUUCGAGCGAAGGCUAUCCGUCUGGUGGCGAAUAAAUUGUACCCCCUUAGCUAUGUUGCAGACAGCAUCGAAGGAUUUGCUCUAGACAUGCUCCAAUCUGUGGUCGAGUCAAGGCAAACACCUGUAGAUGGAGUUGCAAAAGAUCCCAUGGAUGUGGAUGAAGGGGAACCUUCGUUACCACAAGUGAAAAAGGAGGAAGAAGAGCGUGAGCAAUCCUCUAAUGGUGACCAGAGACUGGUUCAGGGUUCAGAUGAAGUAUCAAUAAAUGAAUCCGGUGGUCGAAAUGUACACCAAAGCAGUAGUGGCACUGUUUCCAUGACUGAGGCCCAACGAUGCAUGUCACUCUUUUUUGCACUCUGCACUAAGAAACACUCACUACUACGCCAACUCUUUUCAGUGUACGGUCAUGUAUCUAAAACUGUCAAACAGGCAGUACAUCGCCAUAUACCUAUUCUUUUUCGGACUAUUGGCUCGUCAUCAGCAGAGCUGCUGCAAAUUAUAUCUGACCCACCCGCCGGAAGUGAACAUCUCCUUCUACAAGUUCUUCACAGUCUUACUGAGGGUAGCACUCCUUCUCAGGAGCUCAUCGCCACUGUUAAAAAGUUAUACGAGACUAAGCUGCAGGAUGCAGUGUUUCUAAUCCCUGUAUUGUCCUCCUUAACGAAAGAUGAGGUGUUGCCAAUUUUCCCUCGCUUGGUAGAUUUACCUCCUGAAAAAUUUCAGACAGCACUGGCCCGCAUCCUACAGGGAUCUGCGCACACUGGCCCAGCUUUGACACCUACAGAAGUGCUCAUUGCCCUUCAUGGGAUCGAUCCGAACAAGGACUCUGUUCCGUUGAAAAAGGUGAUGGAUGCUUGUUCGGCUUGUUUACAACAACGUACAGUUUUCACCCAUCAAGUUUUGGCCAAAGUUUUGAAUCAACUGGUCGAGCAAACUCCUCUUCCUCUACUAUUCAUGAGGACUGUUAUUCAAGCCGUUGGAGCCUUUCCCUCGCUGGUCAGCUUUGUGAUGGAGAUCUUGUCUCGUCUUGUUAACAAACAGAUUUGGAAGUUCCCUAAGCUAUGGAUUGGCUUCCUGAAGUGUGCGAACCAGACUGUACCGAACUCCUUUCACGUCUUAUUGCAGUUACCCCUCGUUCAGCUCGAGGAUGCAUUCACGAAGCAUCCGAAUUUGAAGGGCCCUCUUGCUACUCAUGCAAGCCAGCCCAACAUUCGCUCCACCGUUCCCAGGUCAUCGCUGGUUCUCUUGGGCUUGGCCGCGCAAGAUGAGUCAAAUGCUACUCCGCCGCAGUCGCUUCCAGAGGGUUCAGCUGUAGAGAUGCAGGUGAAACAUUAGGAGGCGGCCUUGCCUAGCCAGCCAUGUAUUAUAUUAGUUGGUUGUGGGUUGCACAUGGUAUAAUCAGGCUCUGUCUGGAGUUAGCCAGCAAUGUUCUUAACAUUGAAUCACAUUGUUCAAAAUUCUAGCAGAUUGCUGGGGCCCAGCCUUUGAAAGCGCACACAAACACACACAUACACACCCGUCUGUGGGGAAGCUUAGCUGUGUCAGCACCCUUUGUAGGCUUAGCA